UUCAGAGCAAGACGUUUUUAGUGUGAUAGUGCUCCGUGUUGCUUUUUUACAUUCCUCAAACAAACAAUGGAUUUGUUUGUGCAAUGCUUAUUGUUUCUAUUGUUUGUAAAUCUACCUGAGUCCUCCUGGCAAGCAACAAGUCCUUCGAAGGUUUCUUGCAAAGAUGAAAAAGGCGAUAAUGUGGAUUGGUUUUAUUUAUACAAAUUGCCCAUGCAUUAUGCUGCCAAAGAUGCAGCCAAGCCCUUAGAUGAUAGUGGUUUACAUUAUUUGUAUAUGAGCAGCAAAUCUUAUGAACAGUGGCAUAUGUCGAGUAGAAAGAUAAAUGAAUCUAGUUCCAUGGCAGCCUUGACCUUGGAGCCUCUGUUUGCCAAUGAUAAUUUGCUAUUAAUGGCCUAUAAUGAUGAAUAUCCCAAUGGCACGGUAAUCUUUGAUGGAGGCCAUACCAAAGGAGUGUUGGCCAGUGAUGGUGUGACGGGUUUAUGGCUUAUACAUUCAGUGCCUAAGUUUCCAGCCAUACCAAAAUAUGAAUAUCCUAAAACGGGGGCUCAUUAUGGGCAAAGUUUUCUGUGUGUUACAUUUCCUGCCGGCGAAAUGGAGAAGGUGGGCGAGCAGUUGUUAUUUAAUGAGCCCAACAUCUAUUUUCAUCAAGUGCCUGAGAUUUUUGAGCGAAAAUUCCCUGCCUUGGAAAAGGUGAUUAGAAAGCAGUGGAUUUCUCAAAAACCUUUUAGCAAUGUCUUAAAUUUGGUUUCCUUGGAGGGCAACACUUUUAAGUCGUUUGCCAAAUCCAGUAAAUUUAACCAAGAGCUUUACGAAGAUUUAUUGGCCCCUGUAUUGGAUACCCAUCUCUUGGUGGAAACUUGGCGUAAUGGUGCUGGCAAUCUACCUUCAAACUGCUCGCUCAAUGACAAUGUCUACAAUGUAGUAGGUCUCAAGUCCGAGGAUUUGGGUUUGGAUUUUAAAACUUCACAAGAUCACUCUAAAUGGGCGGUUUCCCAAAGUGUGGGUUUGAAAUUUUGGCGUUGGCGUAUACCCAGCACCAGCAAUUGGUUAUGUGUGGGCGAUAUAAAUCGCCAAGAACAUCAGCUGCAGCGUGGAGGAGGAGUUUUGUGCCAACAAAAUUCCAAGCUGGCCAAACAAUAUCGCAAUUUGGUGGAAGAUUAUGAAAAAUGCCAUUAAAGAAAUUAAGUAAAGGAAAUAAAAAACUCGAAUUUUAUAUAUUUUUUUAAUUUCUUUAUUAUUUUUAUUAUUAUAUAAGGUCUUCUAAUAUAUAUAU
Molecule: messenger RNA, 1273 nt
Organism: Stomoxys calcitrans (stable fly)
Lineage: Eukaryota; Metazoa; Arthropoda; Insecta; Diptera; Muscidae
Gene: DNaseII
Product: plancitoxin-1
Exons: 2
Coding region: 67-1176 (369 amino acids)
Biological process (GO): apoptotic DNA fragmentation
Molecular function (GO): deoxyribonuclease II activity
Source: RefSeq, a predicted model, not a curated record